GUCUACCUUCACAGGGACAGGGACAAACAUCGGAACAAACUAAACUUAAAGAAGUGAAUUCUUGUUGAUUAUCACGAACACAGAUAUAUGCAUACACAAGAAGCUGUGUAUAUUCACUGACGUUGUAAGCAAGAUGUUGACGGAGUUGAUACUUGGGACAGCUGUUGUGCUGUUUCUCGCCUACAUAUAUCAAUCGAAAAGGAAGUAUAGUAAGAUGCCCCCGGGUCCGAAACCACUGCCAAUACUGGGUAAUUUCUUCGAACUGAAGGAAGCGACAAUGGUACAAGAUCUCACUCACGUGGGUUCGCAAUACAAUGGUAUAUUCACCGUCCAUUUGCUAAUGACGCCGGCAGUCGUUCUGGACAAAUUCCAAAUCAUAAGGGACCUCCUUUAUUCUCCUGAAUAUGCUCAUAUCUUCAGUGGAAGAGUUAGCACAUAUUUUAGCAAGUAUUUGCUUCCGCAUGAUAUGAUUUUCCAGACGGCCAGUAACAGUCAGAAGUACUUGAGAAAACUAACCUUUCGAGGAAUAAAACAAUAUGGAACCGCAUUGGAAAAUGUUGAGCAUCAUGCUCAAGUAGAAAUACAAGAAAUGAUUAACAGGUGCAGAGAACGAAAUGGCGUCUCGUUUGACCCGUGGGAGGACCUGAAUCAGUAUGUCAGCAACGUGAUCUUGAUAUUGGUUUGUGGAAAAAGAUUUGAACCUGGCCAUCAGACACUGGAAAUUUGUCAGAAUGUUGGCGCUGACUUUGAGUAUCUCUUUAACUUCAAGAACCAGAUUCUCAUGGGCAAUGUCCCGUUUAGUACAAAGUUGAUGCCGAACCUAAGACGGGCUUGUCAAACUAUGAAGGACGGUUACCACUAUUUUACUGAGACUGUUGACAAAAUAUCAAAGGAAUCCAAGGGUACGAUGCCCGACUGUCUCUAUACAUUGCUUCUGAAAGAGCAUGAGGAGGGAAAGAUAUCAAAGGAAAAUAUAAAAGGCGUUCUGAUAGAUUCCCUGAUUGCAGGUGUCACCACAACAAAACCAACCCUCUAUACUGCCCUAAUGGCAAUGGUAAGCUUUCCUGAGGUCCAGAAGAAGAUCCAGGAGGAGAUCCAGAGGGUGGUUGGGAAGACCGACUUCCGGGUUAUUUACAACGUAUGGCAAGUACACCAUGACGAAUCAUUUUGGGAGAAUCCCUUCACAUUUGAUCCAACCAGAUUCUUGGAUGAACAUGGCAAACUGCUCCCACCAGAGGAUGAAAAACGUCAGAGACUGUUGACGUUUGGCAUCGGAAAGCGGUCUUGUAUUGGCGAGAAGCUGGCCCGAGUGAGGAUAUUUCUUGGACUGACGUCCAUACUACAAAACUUCGACCUGACUCGUGAUCCAUCAGAACCUUUCCCUUCACCCGAUCCCCGCACAUACGAGAUUAAAUUUCUCUUACAGCCACCUUCGUACAAGCUACAGUGCAAACCCAGGCAAUGAGAGCCACAAUACGCGCAGUUUACCAUCGUGUAUACGGCCACCUUCGUACAAGCUACAGUGCAAACCCAGGCAAUGAGAGCCACAAUACACGCAGUUUACCAUCGUGUAUACGGCCACCUGCGUACAAGCUACAGUGCAAACCUAGGCAAUGAGAGCCACAAUACACGCAGUUUACCAUCGUGUAUACGGCCACCUUCGUACAAGCUACAGUGCAAACCCAGGCAAUGAGAGCCACAAUACACGCAGUUUACCAUCGUGUAUACGGCCACCUUCGUACAAGCUACAGUGCAAACCUAGGCAAUGAGAGCCACAAUACGCCCAGUUUACCAUCGUGUAUACGGCCACCUUCGUACAAGCUACAGUGCAAACCUAGGCAAUGAGAGCCACAAUACACGCAGUUUACCAUCGUGUAUACGGCCACCUUCGUACAAGCUACAGUGCAAACCUAGGCACUGAGAGCCACAAUACGCCCAGUUUACCAUCGUGUAUACGGCCACCUGCGUACAAGCUACAGUGCAAACCUAGGCAAUGAGAGCCACAAUACACGCAGUUUACCAUCGUGUAUACGGCCACCUUCGUACAAGCUACAGUGCAAACCCAGGCAAUGAGAGCCACAAUACACGCAGUUUACCAUCGUGUAUACGGCCACCUUCGUACAAGCUACAGUGCAAACCCAGGCAAUGAGAGCCACAAUACGCCCAGUUUACCAUCGCGUAUACGGUCAUUGUCCUUCAUGUUCAGCAGAGUAGUUGUAUACCUGUAUCUGCAUAUGAACCGAUUGCAGUGAUUGUAGCUAUCGAUAUGCAUAUUUAAACUUUUAAAACGUUUAUUUUUAACUUGGACUAAGUUCCAACAUGGGAUGUUAUUUAAAUCAAGUAUGU
This is a messenger RNA of Haliotis rufescens (red abalone), 2346 nucleotides long. Its product is annotated as cytochrome P450 2C7-like. The transcript has 7 exons. The coding region runs from base 134 to 1465 and encodes 443 amino acids. NCBI's taxonomy places the organism in Eukaryota, Metazoa, Mollusca, Gastropoda, Lepetellida, Haliotidae. Gene Ontology annotation, molecular function: iron ion binding; heme binding; oxidoreductase activity, acting on paired donors, with incorporation or reduction of molecular oxygen. The record is from RefSeq and is a predicted model, not a curated record.